Messenger RNA from Rotaria sordida, 993 nucleotides. The record is from the annotation of a GenBank genome assembly. NCBI's taxonomy places the organism in Eukaryota, Metazoa, Rotifera, Eurotatoria, Philodinida, Philodinidae.
AUGUCGAGAGUUUCUUUAUCAAAUAAAGAAAAAAUUUUGGUCAAAGAUAAUCUUGUUAUGAAUGAAAUCGAUAAAAAUAUUAGUUUUCAACAUCGUUGGUGGCAUAUAUUACUUAUUAUAUUUGCUGUAGCUGCUUUUAUUCUCACUUGUGUUUUCAAUGGUUUAGCAAGCACUGGUCCUAAUAGCAUAUUUACUCAACGGACAGGAAGUAUAAGUGAUCAAAAUCUAACUGAAUUUACGCCCGCUGGUUGGACAUUUAGUAUAUGGGGUGUAAUUUAUUUUUGGCAAGCAGCAUGGUUAAUCUAUGCAUUAAGUCGAAUAUUUCGAAAAUCAAAUGAUGGUUAUUUAUAUAUUGUGCCAAAUACACUUCAUUUUAGUAUAUUUAUAUAUUAUAUAAUAAAUAUGGGUUUAAAUAUAGGAUGGCUUAUUCUUUGGGAUCGACAACAUUUUGGUUGGGCAUUAUUAGUCAUUUUUUUAAUGUUUGUUACAAUUAUUCUUCCAAUGAUUGUUACACAUAUACUUCUGCAACGUAAUCGAUUACAAUAUAUUAAUUCAAAUUGCAAAGCAGAUAUAUGGCUUGUACGUGUAUUUGUUCAUAAUGGUUUUGCUAUUUAUGGAACAUGGUUAUAUCUUGCAACAUUACUUAAUUUGACUAUUUGGAUAUCACAAAUAUAUAAUAGAAGUCCACAAUCAAUAACUGACGCAUCAACAGCUGCACUUAGUCUUGUCCUUAUUGGUAUUGUUAUUUAUUUUAUUAGUGAAAAUAUUUUAUUUUAUUCAUCAAUGGCAUAUACAUAUUUACCUUGGUUUGUUCUUAUAUUUGGAUUAUCUGGUGUUGUAUCAAAAAAUUAUAAUCGAAAAGAUAUUCCAAAUAAAAAUAAAUUAUUUGCACUUGCAUUACUUAUUAUUUGUUGUGUAUUAUUUAUUUUUCGUGUUAUAAUAUUUAUUAUACGUUAUGUUACAAAAAAAAUUCCAACUAUUCAUCAUCCUUAA